UAAACUCAUCGGCUCGAAUACUAUUGCACCUCUCCUGUGAUUCAAAAUCGCAAUCCUCCUCAUCAAUUCUUAAGGCGCCGCCUCGCAACACAUCUCAACAAAUGGUCAGACGCGUUCGCAAGGAACAGUCAUACUCACGACUGCAGCAGGCAACAUGAACAUCAUGGAAGCAUUACUGCAUCCCAUCGUCUCCAUCUUUGCGCCUCUACCAGCUCUGCAACAGCACUUGACGCCGACCGGUAGGGUUCCCGGAGCAGCGCUUCGAGUCCCACUAGGAAUAGCUCGCAGCAUAGCCAACUUUUUCGCUCUUCUCCUGGGCACCCACAUUCUCCUGACCAUUCAUCUGUACAGGAUCAUACCAAAAGCUACUUACGGGUCCGCAAACGCUCAAGGCGCGCAGUUGGAAGGCAAUGAAGAUCGCGAUGGGUUCACGUAUCCGACGCAUCGGAGGCUUACUGCCGCGAGACAGAGACUUGAAGGGCCUACUGCGACCUUGAGGAGAGCGGUUCGAGAAAGGGGACUGCAGAUGGUACAAGCGAUGCAAAGUCAUGGCGGGUUAGCUGCCGCGCUCGUCACUUAUCUGGAGCUCGCUCCCGAGACGCCGCAGGCCGUCUCGCCGAUAUUUGCUCGGCUGCCAAGCGAGAUCAUCACGCUGAUCUUGAUGUACGCGGCAUCUCCUCAAGCCUCGGCUUCGUUGCCAUCCACCAUCGCCCAAGUCUCUUCGAUUCAUGCCUCGCUUCUAACCCCUCGUCUCUAUCAGCACGUGCAUCUCCUCACCCCUCGUUCCGUGCACCUUCUCCGACGAACGCUAGCGCUACACCGUCCAGAUCUAGGUCGACAGAUCCGCAGCAUCCACGUCAAAGCGCCCCAUCCAGGCGCGCUUGAACAGAUCCUUUUGGCGAUUCCCAACCUGCGCGCACUCUCUCUCUCCGCUUCAGCCCACGACGCCUUCUGCCUGUCUUCGGGUUCAAGAAUAUUCGAUUGCGCCACCCCUUCGCUCUUGCAUCUCGAUUGCGUGCCUUCGCCUUUACCCGUCUUCAGGAAGGUGAAGCACGCCGUCUUGUCUGUUCGACACUUUGAUGUGAUGACAGCAAGGCAAGUUCGCACCGCCUUGCCUUCGCUUCGGACCAUCGAGAUCUGGUACGACCUAGGCACCAAUGACUUGGGUCCUCAUCCGUGGAGUAUGGGAGGAAGACCGCGCGCGGGUCUUUCCACUGUUGCAGAGGCUUUGCGUGUCCUUCGCUCCGAAGGCAAAAGGCUGGAAGGUGUGACGGUGUGGGCCAACGUUCGCAUCAAAGGAGCCCUCAAGCGUCGACUAGGGUCUGUAAAGGACGAGGAGCGCGGAAAUUACUACAGCAUUCUGAUGGAGCCCGCGUUGGAGAGGCAGUGGAUCUCUGUUGACGAAGAUGGAUCGGAGAGGCCUUCCUUGGUUGUUGCUAGGCCCUCCAUCGUGCGGACCGCCUCAGCGGCCGCAGCAGAUGACCUGCUAGUGGACAGGGAAGAUGAGCCUGCACCGCUGAGAAUCUUGAGGGCUGAUCGCCUCAGAGCUGUUGCAGGAGAGUGGAGCGAGAGCCAGCUUGCCAAUGCGUGGCAGCUUUGAAGUUCUUCUUCCAAUCUUGUGUUCUUUUCUUGUACUCAUAAGCGGCUGCGCCUCUCUAGUCGUGUACCAC
Messenger RNA from Ceraceosorus guamensis, 1670 nucleotides. RefSeq lists its product as hypothetical. The record is from RefSeq and is a predicted model, not a curated record. The coding region runs from base 155 to 1600 and encodes 481 amino acids. Lineage: Eukaryota; Fungi; Basidiomycota; Exobasidiomycetes; Ceraceosorales; Ceraceosoraceae. The transcript is spliced from 2 exons.